Messenger RNA from Malurus melanocephalus (red-backed fairy wren), 1054 nucleotides. RefSeq names its product autophagy protein 5. The record is from RefSeq and is a predicted model, not a curated record. The coding region runs from base 428 to 1039 and encodes 203 amino acids. The transcript has 7 exons. NCBI's taxonomy places the organism in Eukaryota, Metazoa, Chordata, Aves, Passeriformes, Maluridae. Gene Ontology annotation, biological process: C-terminal protein lipidation; autophagosome assembly; autophagy of mitochondrion. Gene Ontology annotation, cellular component: cytoplasm; Atg12-Atg5-Atg16 complex; phagophore assembly site membrane.
GGCCCCGGGUGCCCCCGGCUCUCAGCGCGGCGCUGGGCGAUGCUGGGGCCCGUCCUGCGGCCUCGGUGACCCACCCCGGGCCGGUGCCCGCCGCCGCCGGCGAGAGCCCGGCUCGUUUCGGUGUUUCCCCCCGGCUCUGCCCCGGCACCGGGGCCUCGGGGGUGCGGGAAGAGCUGCCGGGUGACUGCGGGGCGGUAACGGGAAAGGACCUUUUGGCUCUGCGGCUGGGGCGUGAUGCAGCCUGAGGAAAUGCUSAUUUACAUUUCGCUCCUUAUCCGCCAUGUAUUUGUAGUUAGUAACUUAAUUCAUCCCGUUCUUAGUACCAACUCAUGCGUUUAAUGCCCCAGUGACAGCGUUGGUCAGCCUGCAGGAAGUUUUAGCUGAAGAACAAAACUUGUCUACAUGUGCUUCACUGUCCAUUGGAAGAAUGACAGAUGACAAAGAUGUACUUCGAGAUGUAUGGUUUGGACGAAUACCGACCUGUUUCACUCUGUAUCAGGAUGAGAUAACAGAAAGGGAAGCUGAACCUUACUAUUUGCUUUUGCCAAGGAUAAGCUACUUGACACUGGUAACAGACAAAGUGAAGAAACAUUUUCAGAAAGUAAUGAGGCAAGAGGAAGUUAGUGAAAUAUGGUUUGAAUAUGAAGGUACACCACUGAAAUGGCAUUACCCAAUUGGUUUACUCUUUGAUCUCCAUGCAUCAAAUACAGCCCUUCCUUGGAGCAUCACAGUGCAUUUCAAGAAUUUUCCAGAAAAGGAUCUUUUGCACUGCCAUUCUAAGGAUGUGAUUGAAGCUCAUUUUAUGGCUUGUAUAAAAGAAGCAGAUGCUUUAAAGCACAAAAGUCAAGUCAUCAAUGAGAUGCAAAAAAAGGAUCAUAAGCAACUGUGGAUGGGGUUACAGAAUGAUAAAUUUGAGCAGUUUUGGGCAAUAAAUCGAAAACUCAUGGAGUAUCCUCCAGAAGAUAAUGGAUUUCGAUACAUCCCAUUUAGAAUUUAUCAGAGUCAUAUGAAUCAUACCUCCUGUGGUGACCAAAUCUGAUGGAGUGUGUGGGAG